Molecule: messenger RNA, 10423 nt
Organism: Diabrotica virgifera virgifera (western corn rootworm)
Lineage: Eukaryota; Metazoa; Arthropoda; Insecta; Coleoptera; Chrysomelidae
Gene: Pfrx
Product: 6-phosphofructo-2-kinase/fructose-2,6-bisphosphatase
Exons: 7
Coding region: 165-1676 (503 amino acids)
Biological process (GO): fructose metabolic process; fructose 2,6-bisphosphate metabolic process
Cellular component (GO): cytosol
Molecular function (GO): fructose-2,6-bisphosphate 2-phosphatase activity; 6-phosphofructo-2-kinase activity; ATP binding
Source: RefSeq, a predicted model, not a curated record
GUCUUUCAAAACAGUUGUUUCUUUAGCCGGUGUAAGAAUAGUCAAUUUUACGUCUGCACCGACAAGUACGAACGACCUACCGCGAAAAACUAUCACUGACAACUAUAUCACAUUUUUGUUUAUAUUUUAUUUUCCAUUGAUUUCCUAGUUCAAGUUCAGCAGACAUGAGCAGUGGACUCGACGUUCUUAGCGGCUCUUUAAGAGUACGAAAUAAUCGUAUCGGAUCGGCUUGUAAAAAUUACAAUUGUAAAAUCAGUGAAGUAAAAGCAUGUCCUAGUGUAAUGUCCCCGGAAACCAAGAGGUUGCUGCCUCCUAACACAGAAACAGUUCAGACGAAGCCCUUCCCAAUCAGAGGAGAACGAGCCAAUUACGUCAACACUCCACAUGUGAUCGCCAUGGUGGGACUCCCGGCCCGGGGAAAAACCUACAUUUCCAAGAAGUUAUCCAGAUACCUGAAUUGGAUAGGCAUCAACACGAGAGUAUUCAAUCUAGGCGAGUACCGAAGGCACGCCACAACUGCCUAUCAAAACCACGACUUCUUUAGACCAGAUAACCAGGAGGCGAUGGCCAUAAGACAGCAGUGUGCGCUGGAAGCCCUGGCUGACGUAGGACAGUGGUUGGAAGAAGGUGGGGAAGUUGCUGUUUUUGAUGCUACCAACUCGACGCUAGAUCGUAGGAAGUUGAUACACGAUGAGGUCGUUAAUAAGAUGGGUUUCAAGCUGUUUUUUGUCGAAUCAAUUUGUGAUGAUCCGAAUAUAAUAGAACAGAACAUAAUGGAAGUAAAGGUUAGCAGUCCCGAUUAUGCAAAUAUAAAUAAAGAUGCCGUUCUAACCGAUUUCCUGCAAAGAAUACAGCACUACCAAGAGAAAUAUGAUCCCUUAGAUGAGGUUGCUGAAAAGGACAUAUCGUUCAUGAAAAUAUAUAACACCGGUGAAAAGGUUGUGGUGCAUAAACACGAAGGGCAUGUGCAAGCUAGGAUUGUAUAUUAUUUAAUGAAUAUACAUAUUACACCUAGGACUAUUUAUUUAACUAGGCAUGGUGAAAGUGAACAGAAUUUAGAAGGUAGAAUAGGCGGAGAUUCGAAUUUAAGCCCCAGAGGUAGGCAGUACGCGCACGCAUUGGCGCAAUUCAUUCGAGAUCAAAAGUUGGACGGUUUAAGAAUCUGGACCUCAUGGUUGAAAAGAACCAUACAAACGGUGUCCGGCCUUCACGUUCCACAAGAAAGAUGGAAGGCUCUCAACGAGAUAGAUGCGGGUGUUUGUGAAGAGAUGACGUACGAAGAAAUCAAAGAAAAAUAUCCGGAAGAAUUCGCAGCUAGAGACAUGAAUAAAUUUGCGUACAGAUAUCCCAGGGGCGAAAGUUACGAGGACUUGGUGGCUCGUUUAGAACCCGUCAUUAUGGAGUUAGAACGCCAGGGUAAUGUUCUUGUAGUUUCCCAUCAAGCCGUGUUACGAUGUCUGUUAGCUUAUUUCUUAGACAAAACCGCAGAUGAAUUACCGUACUUAGAAGUUCCGCUCCAUACGAUCAUCAAACUAACACCAGUAGCGUACGGUUGUAGAGUAGAAAAAAUACCUUUAAAUAUCGAAUGCGUAGAUACCCACAGAGCUAAGCCGAAGGUUCCAGGUGAACUGGAGGAGAAGUUCUUAAGGAAAAAUAAACAGAGUCCUUCUACUUAAUUGUAAGCAUCUACACAAGAAUGACUGAAUAUUAAACUGGGUGCCUAUAAAUUGAUUAUAUUAAUGAUCUACAUUCAUUGUUGUGAUGUAUCGACUUGAUGUACCGAUAUACGAGAUUUGGUCUUAGUUUUCCUAAGAUGAAGGAAUAUAUUAUAUAGGUAUGCAACUUAUUGCUUGAAAAAUUGAAAAAAAUACAUUAUAAACACUUUAAUAUGUUUACAACCGAUGACUGGGUUGAAUACCGAACAAUCGGUAGGUAGCAUAUGAAAGUGGUUAGACUUAAAGAGAUCUUGCUAAAAAGGUAUUUGUAAUAUGUCAAAUGUUUCUAUGAAGUCUUAAACGUUUCAGUAAGACCUCAUUAUAAGUACCAUUACACUGCUUAGUUUUCACUUGUAAGUUACUAAGAAUUUCAAUUGAAAACCAAUUUUGUUUGUAUUAUUUGUCACGGUGUAAUAUUUUAUUAUUUAUAUAUUUUUUAUUUAAUGGUAAGGAAUACAUCGACAGCGUCUGGUGCUCUUAUUUGUUGAAAGUUUAUUAGAAUUUUUUUCCAAAAAAAAAAUUUAAAUAUACACUAAUCACAAAAAAGCAUCGCAUAAUUUUUAAACAAAAAAAAAUAAAAAAUAUUUUUUAAUUUGUAGCAGAAUGUUAUAAUACUCGUCUAUCGUCUUCUUUAGGUGUCUACAAACCCAUAACGUUUUAACUUGAAGCAAGUUUUUUCAAAAAAAAAAAAACAGUAAACAAAACGUUUUUAAAACAGAAUAUUUAUUUUGGACAUUUGUGUUCGAAAAUUUGAUCUGUGUACUAUGUCUGCUUGAGUCUUCAAUAAGAAGGUGAAUUCUUACAAAAAAAAAAAUGAGUAAUAUAACGUCAGAAAAAGCAGCCCAAAUUGGAGCUUUAAUAAUUAUAUCUACAAUUAUUAUAGAUGGACAAUCGCAGCAAUAUAUUGCUGGUGUUAUGGGAAUCCACCAAUCUAGCGUUUCAAGUGCUUUAAGAAGGUAUAGAAAAAGUGGUGGAUACACAAGAGGACCAGUUCCAAGAUUUUCCAGGUGCACAAACCCCGCAGAUGAGCGUUAUUUACAUCUGCAGACUUUGCGUUGAAGCGUUUUACAUGUCUGCUCAGAUGGGAUCAGGGAUAGGAUUAAUUACUUAGAUACUGGGGGGGGGGGGGUCGAAAUGGGCAAAAGUAGAAGGAGCAGGCACAUAAAGCUUCUUUGCAAGACGGCAGCUCAGGUUUUGUUGGUGGCGGGUCGUGGAAUCGUUAGGGGGUGAGAGGGUUUAAAGAUGACUAACUACCAUAACUAAAUAAACAAAGGAUACUUACAUAGACUAGAGGACUUUUCUACUAUUUAAAAAUGGACGCCGUUUGAAAUAAAUCCUCUGGUACAUUACUGGUAACUUACUGGACAUAUUCUUUACUUACGGGUACCAGUUAAGAGACAUUCAUCUUAGAUUCCUCUGUUAGGCUUAAUCGGGCUACUUUAUCCUCAAUAUUGGCUUCUAUGCCAUUUCUUUUUCUGUUAUUCUAAAACUGAUUUCACUUGUAUUAAUAACUGGUUAAUAAUUUUCCAAAAAAGGUUACAGAAAUAAAAAUAGGUACAUUUUAUAAUGUUUAUUUAAACCUUUAGACUUUAUUUUUAUUUAAAAAAAUAUUCUUAGACAGGAAAUGAAUAAUAAAAACAACUAUAAAUUUUACAUAACUUUACCAUGGACAAUAAAGAAUUUACAAUCUUUUCUGACUUCCAAAAAUACACAAGAUUUUUAUUUUUAAUAUUUCACAUGAUUUUUACAUACAUACAAAACUUUUUAGAGCAGUGUAUCAAAACAAAGUUUGACUUAUACUGUCAAAUGUCACUGCCCUUUUAUCUAAUUUACAAAAAACUUUCCAUGUUGAAAACAAACUAGUAAAAUAUUUAAAAUCUUUACCAAUAUCCACUUGGAAUUUAAUCAAAAACCAAAAUAUUUCAUACCUUUUUAAAUGUCACACUUCGCACUUAACCAAAAAUUUUCCUUCCAAGACAGGCGGGGAGGGCAUUCAAAACAUAACGACAGGAAACAGGGCAAAGUUGAGACUAAACAUCUCAUCGGGAAAUCGGGACUUCAAUGCGGGAACAGGACCAUAACAUCAUGAAAACAGGAACAGCUACACAAUGCGACAGGAACCGUGAACUUCUCUACCGGCAUAACUGCGUCACAAAACUGUAUACUCGAUUUUCACCGUAAAUAUCCAACAUAAUGGAGUGAAAAUUUCUACCAGUAUUCCCUAAUAUUCACAGGACAAGUUGCAAAUCCUUCACUUAGUUAAACAUAACGACAACAGCGAAUUUUAAGCCGGUAGGUGCGGUGCUAGGAGUUCUACGGGAAUCGUUGUUUACAUUUCAAACAUGCUUUUAGAACUGAACUAUUCUUUUUGGCGGGGUACCUAACCUUCCGAAAAUUUUCCUCGCCCGUUGAGCCGAUCACUUUUCUCGGCUGAAGAUAUUGACCAAUCGGCCGAGACAAACUAAAGGAUCUUUAAAAUCUAAUCCAAUAGUAACAUGGGAUUUUUCGCGCUCAAAAGAAAGGAAAUAUACCAGAACUUUUCAACAAAUUUCACAAUAACUAUCUACGUAGUUAAUAAAUGCUUACAAGAUAAACAGGAAAUUUCCUAAGUUUUUCAAUGUUGUGAAAUAAUCCGUAAUACUCAGAAGCAGGGGCGGUUCAGAAUUUUAUGGUAAAUUACUUCAUAAAAUAAAUUGUGUGUGUGUGUGUGUGUGUGUGUUUGAGCAUUAUUGGCUUCGGAGUCAAAGUCCAUUCGCCAUCUUACCUUUUUGGGAUUAUUUGUAUUAUUUAUGCGGAAGCUCUAAAGGAGUGCUUCCUGCUUUCUACUGAUUUGUUCAGGUAUGUAUCCAAUCACAAUCCUGCUCCAAUUUUACAAAGAACUAUUUUAUAUACCUAUAUCUAAUUUUCAACGAUUUUUGUUUUUAUUUGGAAUUAUUUCUUUUCAUUGUGAUUUUUUUUAUCAUUUUUUUAUGUAUUUUUUUUAUUUAUUUACUUAUAUUUUUUUUAUUUUUUUUUUGUUUUUUUUUAUAUAUAUUUUUUUUGAUAUUUUUUUUAUUUUUCAUUGUCUUUUUUUUUCAAUAUAAUUUGGGAUAUUAGACUAGGACACAAUUUGACGCUUAGGGGUCGAUCAGAGUAUUUAGACGAGACAGGUGGACCUCGGAUUGGCAUAGGGCUUAACACGAAAGGAAAAAAAAACAUAGGUUAUAAACUUAAUCUAAUACAUAAAAUAUGUUUGUACAAAAUUUGAUAAACAUUGCAAUCUUCUGCUCUUAAUAGUUGAGUUAGGUUAUAUGGUCUGGUAAUUUUGGGUAUUUUGGCCAUUUCUUCAUUUAAUAAUUUAACCUCGUUUAUUAUUCUAGAACAGCCUAGGAUCAUGUGCUCCGCUGUACCUUCUUCUCCACAUGAACAAUUAGGAGAAUCACUCAGUUUUAUUUUAUAUUUGUACUGGGGAGUUAAAACAUGGUUGAACCUUAACCUGCACAAAACAGAGAAAAACCGCUUGCUUCCCGACAGUCUUGAGAACUAAGACUGGCCAGGAGGCUUGGUAACUAUGUUUUUAUAAAAUUUUCCCUUUGGACUGUUACUAUACAUUUCUCUCCAUUCGGCUAGUAUUAUGGGUUUUACGUGGCAGGCAAUUUCACUGUGGAGACAUUUAUAACUUAAAAGCUCUCCAGUUCUACUUCCUUUCUUAGCAUCUUCGUCCACUUCUUCAUUCUCUUUUAUUCCACAAUGUCCUUUAAUCCAAACUAAUGAUACAUUGAUUUUUUUGUUUGUAAUUCUUGAAGUUUAAUAAUUAUAUUAGUCAAAAUAUAAUUACUACUGACUUGGUGGAUAUUUUUUAUUUUCAUAAUAGCACUUUUACUAUCAGAACAAAUUGCAAAUGAUUCUGCUGUAAUUUUCGUAUUACUUAUAUACAGGAGAGCUUCUAAUAUGGCUAUUAAUUCUGCAGUAUAUAUUGUAAGCUUUUCAUUUAAUUUAAAAGAUUUUUUAUGAUUUUUAUGUGGAUCAAAUAUAGCGCAACCUACUUUCUUGUUGUUCUUUGAUGCAUCCGUGAAUAUAUAUUGACAUCUGGGAAAAUACUUUUCUAAAUCCUCCUCAAAUAUGUAUUGUCUAAUCCUUGGGUGAAAUUUUGAAUAGUCUUGGAGAAAAACACAGUUAAUUGGAUGGAUGUUAUAAAUAUUUAUGCUAUAUAAUGGAUCUAUAUCUGAAGAGUAUAUUUCUUCUAUUACGUUAUAUAAAAUAAAUUAGAAAAAUAGAUAUUUUUCUUGAGAUAGGAUAUAAAAUUAAUGAAUGCUAUUAACAAAACAUUGUAGCGGAAAUUUGUAAUGCUACAGCGUAUACAUCAUGUUACAGCUAGACAACUGCGAAAUGAUUUUUCCACAGGCCGUGGCCCAUAAUGUUCAGUUCGUAAAGUGCCAAUUCGGUUAGAAACAGAUUAAGGGAAUUUGGAAUCAGAGCCAGAAUGGCUGCUACUGCUCCUCUGUUAACGAGUGCACACCGUAUAACACGUUUAAGUUUUGCACCAGUACAUGUUCAUUGGGAUAUUAACGACUGGGCUAAUAUUCUUUUUACUGAUGGGUCAAGAUUUGCACUUUGUGGAUCCGACAGACACUUUGCACUGUCGCAUCCACAAAGUGCACAUCGUGACUCAUCAAUAAAAAGAAUAUUAGUCCAGUCGUUAAUAUCCCAAUCGACAUGUUCUUGUGCAAAACUUAUAACAUGCCAUACUGUGUGCCCUCGUUAACAGUGGAGCAGUAGCAGGCAUUCUGGCUCUGAUCCCAAUUUCCCUUAAUCUGUUUCUAACCCAAUUGGCACUUAUUUGAACAUUACGGGUUGUGAAAAGCUUUCACAGUUGUCUAGCUGUAACAUGAUGACGUGAUGUGUACGCAAAGUCUGCAGAUGUAAGUAACAUACAUCUGCUGUGUUUGUAUUGUACACCUGUGAAGUCCUGGAACUAGUCUUUUUGUGUAUCCACCACUUUCUCUAUACCUUCUUAAAGCACUUGAAAUGCUGGAUUGGUCGAUUCCCAUAAUAUCAGCACGAUAUUGCUGCGAUCGUCCAUCUCCAGUUAAAGCUACAAUUUGGACUGCUUGUUCUGACGGUAUACCACUAAUUUUUUGUAAGAACGCACCUCCUCAUUGAAAACUCAAACAGUCAUAGUGCACAAAUCAAAUUCUAGAACACAAAUGUCCAAAAUAAAUAUUCUUCUUUAACAACGUUUUGUUUACCGUUGUUUUUUUCUGCAGAAACACGCUUUAACUUGAAAUGUUAUGGGUGUGUAGAUACCUAAAGGACACAAUAGGCGAGUAUUAUAACAUUAUGCUAAAAAUUAAAAAUUAUUUUUUAUCUUUUUCUUUUGUUUAAAAAUUAUGCUAUACUUUUUGUGAUUAGUGUAUUAUACAAUGAGCAUUCAAUGGUAGCUAGUAAUGUACGAGUUUGAGAGUUGCGAGAUACCAACUGCCUGCUUAGUAUCAUAAUAUGAGUAGUAUAAUAAGUUUUUACCAACAAGUCUUUUACAAUACAUGUUUCAUCGAGAGUCUACAUUUUAAGCAGUGUAGUGGCACAAAAGAAAAAUACAAUUUGCACUUGGUUCUGUAAAUAUUGUUUGAAUUGCGAAAUGAAGUACUGAAAAAUAUAUUGUUUAAUCAAAUCCACAAGUAAAAGAAAUAAUUUUUCCUGUAGCCUGGCUGUAUACCAUCAAUUACAAAAAUUUUAUUGAAAUACCUAUCCUUUGUAAAAGUUAUAAAUUUUUUUUAUUAAAAUCCCCUUAAGUACUACAUCACAGAACGUUUCCGAUUUUUUACAAAAUCAUCAUCAGCGUUAAAAAUAAACAGGUUGAAUUCUAGCUGAGCCACCAAAGAAAUACCAGGGUGAGAACCCUUCAAAUGGUAUAUAGUGUUAUAUUGUUAUAAAUGCAUAUUUGCUUGAAACUCCAUAGGAUGAAUAAAUUUAUAAGGAAUUAUACCCUUAGGUAAAGUAUGACAUUCCCAUCACGUGGGAUGUAAAGUGAGUUGUGUCUCUACAUGACGACAGUCAGUUGUCAUCUAACUGUCGUCAUGUAGAGACACAUCGUUAUGUCGAAUACUUCUUCUUUUUCUAUCUACUUUAUAAUAAGGCUCAUGCCUGUUUUACUUCGGUUUUUAUAGUUCAGAGAAACAAGAAGAAAAAAAUAUCCUGUUGGUGACACAACCCCCUCCAGGCCGAAACCAAAUUUUUUGAGUAGUAGGGACAUCUACAUUAAUAACUUAUAUGUUUCCUGCAGCCGAUUUUGAUGAUGUACAUAGUUAUAAACAAAUGAAGAUCAAAAAACGGUAAAUUUUCGCUUUUUUCGUCUAUAACCAAAAAGUUAAGUAUUUUAAACAAAUUUGAGAGUGAGAAACUCAUAAAUCAUAUAAAAAACUUCAAUAUGGCGUUCGCUGAAUAUGUCUAUCCUUAUUGGUUGCUUAGAAAAUUGCAAAAUAAAUCAUAAAUUUCGAGUUUUUAUAAAUAUUAAUAACUUAUGUAAAAAUUAACUUAGAACGUUCUUAUUACACUUAAUGCUGAGACUUAUGGUGCUUAAAUCAUAACAUAAAUUUCAAAGCAAUUGGUCAAAUAGUUUAAAAGGUAUUUAAUGUGUUUAUCCCAAAUUAAUUUUUUUUUUGCAACGCUAUAUAAGUCAGAAAAUGAUGAAGUUACACUAAUACUUUGGAUAGUUUAUGAAAGAAGAAGAUUUAUACUAUUAAUUUAAUUAAAAACAAAUGACAAAAAUAAUUCUAAAUACUGCAAAAUUAUUUUGCAAAAACAAGUGAAUUAAAAAAAGGGGGGGCUAAUUUCGUCCCUAAUAAUUGUCCUAGGAUUAUUGUUUUUCUUUCUAAAUGUGUAUAAAAAUUCAGUCUUUCAAAAUAUGAAAAAAUAAUUUUUCUAUGGGUAACGGUUAAAAAGUUAUUCUAAUUGUUUAUAAGUAAGCAAAAAAUCGACGUGUUUUCGCAAACUAAUUUUACACUGUUUAAAAUUACUUUUGGUCAUUUUUUUUAAAUUAAGUUAAUAGUAUAAAUGUUCUUCCAUAAACUGUCAGAAGUCUUACUGUAACCUUAUAAUUUUCUGACCUAUAGUGUUGCAAAAAAAAUGAAUUUGGGAUAAACCAAUUAAAUAACUUUUAAACUAUUUGACCAAUUGUUUUGAAAUUUAAAAUAUAAUUUAAGCACCAGAAGUCUCAGCAAUUCGUGCAAUAAAAAGGUUUUAAGUUAAUUUUUACAUAAGUUAUGAAUAUUUAUAAAAACUCGAAAUUUAUGAUUUAUUUUGCAAUUUUCUAAGCAACCAAUAAGGAUAGACAUAUUCAGCGAACGCCAUAUUGAAAUUUUUUAGACGAUUUAUGAGUUUCUUACUCUCAAAUUUGUUUAAAAUGCUUGACUUUUUGGUUAUAAACGAAAAAAGCGAAAAUUUACCGUUUUCUGAUCUUCAUUUGUUUAUAACUAUGUAUAUCAUCAAAAUCGGCUGCAGGAAACAUAAAGGUUAUUAAUAUAGAUGUCCACACUACUCAAAAAAUUUGGUUUCGGCCUGAAGGGGGACGCGUCACGAGAAAAAUCUUAUUUCUCUGGACUAUUAAACUCAAUUGACGUUGUCUGAUCAUAUUUUCCUCAGUCGUCCCAAUGAUCUUUCAUUUGGCGAUUUGUCUCUUGCUAUUCGUACUACAUAUUCUAUUUUCUGUCAUUAUCUCUAUGUGUUGAUUCCAUUGUAUUUUUCUUCUUUUGGUCCACAUGUUUAUUUCCUCUAUACGACAUCUCGCUCGUAUUUCCUCACUUCUUACUCUGUGUUUUAGAGUUUAGUUGGUUAUUUUUCGUAAGACUUCAUUUCUGCUGUUUCUAGCAGUCUUUUUGUUUUCGCUGUAUCUGCUCUUUUUUCGCUGUGUACGUCAUUAUCGGUGUUAUUAUUGAUUUAUAUAUCCUGGUUUUCGUUUCCGUUGUGAGAUAUUUGUUUCUCCAGAUUGUGUUGUUGAGACAUCUCUGUUCGCCAUGUUGACAGUUUUAUUCCCAAGUAUUCCGUUUCCAUCACUUGUUCUAUUAUUUUGUUAUUUACGACCAGUUUACAAUGUCUCAGUUCCGUUGAUAUCACUAUCGAUUUAGUUUUUUCUGUUGAGAUCACCAUGUUGUAUAUGAACGCCGUGUCUUCGAAUUCUUUAAUUAAUCUUUGUAGGUCAUCUUCAUUUUCGGUUGUUAUUAUGGCGUCGUCGGCGUAGCAUAUGAUCUUUAUUUCCUUUUCUCCCAUUUUAUAUCCUCUUCUUUUUCUAACGUUCUUUAUGAUUUCGUCCAUCAUUAUCAGAUUAAAUAUCAAUGGACUCAGCGAAUCUCUUUGUCUAAUGCCAGUUUCAUACUUGAUAGGUUGCGAUAGUUUUCCUUUACACCUUACCAUAGCUACGUUAUCUUUAUAUUAUAUUCUCAAUGGUUUUUACCAAAUCCAGUGAUAUUCCCUUUUCAUAUAAUAAAUUAAUAUUGAAUACGAUAAUGGGUAAAGAUUCAUUUCGAACAGUAUAUACAGUACGUAGAAAAUAAAGUAUAUUUCGAGAAUUUGGAACCAAAUAUUUUUGAAUAAUUAUAUAAUUUUUACUCUUUGACUAUCUAUAUGUACUAUUUACAUCAUUGAUUUAUUUAUAAUAAAUAAAAAGCGUUGUCUUGCUGUGGUAAUAUAAUUAUUGUAUAUCUAUUGUUGAAUAAAGAUAUUUUCUAAUAAAA